Fusarium subglutinans is the source of this 14772-nucleotide messenger RNA. Its product is annotated as midasin (AAA ATPase). The transcript has a single exon. Gene Ontology annotation, biological process: ribosomal large subunit assembly; rRNA processing. NCBI's taxonomy places the organism in Eukaryota, Fungi, Ascomycota, Sordariomycetes, Hypocreales, Nectriaceae. The record is from RefSeq and is a predicted model, not a curated record. Gene Ontology annotation, molecular function: ATP binding; ATP hydrolysis activity. The coding region runs from base 1 to 14772 and encodes 4923 amino acids. Gene Ontology annotation, cellular component: nucleus; preribosome, large subunit precursor.
AUGGCAAUGAUUGAUGUCUCGCGGCAGAGGAGGUCGCUCCUUGCGGAUGCGACUGUAUUGGAACAUCUGCCAGCAGAAAUACUGGCCAUUAUCCAAGACCAGUCCUCGACGAAACUGCUGGAUGCUGUUGCAGAGGCGGCUCUUUGCCCGCCACUUACAGAGCGUAUCUUUGCGCAUUUCGAGCAUCUUUUCCCAGACAUUUGUGCUCGAUGGAUCCUCAACCCUGGAAAUGGACAACAGCGCAUACGAAUAUACUCAGCGUUAGCUCGAAUUCUACCCUUUGCUCCUUACCUUUCAACAUUUAUUGAAUACGCCUCUUCUACCCCCGAACCAAAGACGAACUCACCCUCUCUCCGACUCCCACCCUUACGGUUAGACCAAAAUGCCAUGGAACAGGAUGGAGAGGUCCUCUUACAGAGCCUCCUUGUGGUUUGGAGGUUAAUCAGUUUCGAUUCGCGCAAUUUUGGUCCAUUGACAUCUGCUGCGUUGAUGCAGACCUUGUUUAAACAUGAGAGCAGAGCUGUGCGUUAUCUUGCGACUCGAAUUUUUAUACAACUCCUCCAUGGUUCCGAUUGGAAGCUUGAAUCUCUUAUCCAGGAACACAUCGGCAAGAGUGAGGCCAUCCUCGCAGACUUCGACGGGCGAUCGAUUGAUUAUGGCUUCCUUUCGCUGUACGAGCAGUCUCGAGUGAAGUCUUUUUUGGCCCUGCGCGAAGAAGUGCAGGCCUCUCACGAGGCCGCAACAGAUGAUCCUCCGCUCACGCAGACCCUCACCCCUUACGUUGUGUGUUAUGGCAACGUUAUUCUGCCCAGACCCCUAGGUCCAACCGGAGAACCCUCAAGCCUUGUCCUCACCCCCACGACUGUCUCAAAUCUAGAGCGAUUGGCGACUAUGCUCCGUGAAUCUGACCCAGUAAUGUUAUAUGGUCUUCCUGGCGUUGGAAAGACGGCCCUUGUUCACGAAAUCGCCAAGCAACUAGGCAUGUAUUCUAACAUGGUCACAUUGCACCUUAAUGAACAGACGGACGCGAAAAUGCUUAUUGGACUAUACUCGACUGAUUCGAAGCCCGGUAGCUUCCAAUGGAGGCCCGGUGUGUUGACAACAGCCGUUAAGGAAGGCCGAUGGGUAUUGGUGGAAGACCUUGAUCGGGCACCUACUGAGGUCUUGAGCACGCUGCUCCCCCUGAUUGAAAGAAAGGAACUACUCAUUCCAAGCCGAGGCGAAAGAAUACGAGCAGCCAGCACUUUCCGGCUUUUUGCAACGGUGCGAACAUCUAGGGGGAUGAAUGGCCGAGAGAAUUUGCCAAGCCUGGUUGGCAUUCGUUUCUGGCAAGCUCUGAGCACACAAGCCCUCGCGGCGUCUGAACUCGAGGAUGUUGUGGCUCAGACGUACCCCAUCUUGCGGAAAUUUAUUCCUAGCAUUCUGGCAGUGUAUGCUCGUUUGUGUCGUCUUGGCUCCACGCCUGGCGCUUUGGCUCGAGGCCGAAAUAUUAUGGAUCGCCAAGUAACAUUGCGAGAUCUGCUCAAAUGGAGCAGACGGUUACGCGAAUGCUUGGUCGUUGCUGGGUCAAAGACGGGAGAAGAGCCAAUUACCAAGACAACGAGCGAUCAGAUGUUCUUGGAAGCUGUUGAUUGCUUUGUUGGAAGUUGCCCUGAUCCUGAAAUUGGCAAACAGCUUAUUAUUGCAAUUGCUGAGGAGAUGCAAAUACCCAAGGAAUUGGCAGAGCACUACUUCACUACACACAUACCCAAUCUGAACGAGAGUGACAACCAGUUCAGCAUUGGGCGUGCUGUGUUACGGAAGAAGAAACAGUCGAACCGAGUUCAGAAAUCCAAACGACCCUUCGCUAGCACAGCGCACGCAAAGAAGCUGUUAGAACAGAUUGCCGUGGCUGUCAAGCUAAAUGAACCUGUGCUACUUGUCGGAGAAACUGGUAUCGGUAAAACAACUGUUGUACAGCAAUUAGCUGAGUCUUUGGGCCAUAAGCUUAUUGCUGUCAACUUGUCCCAGCAGAGUGAAGUCGGCGAUCUUCUGGGUGGCUUCAAGCCAGUCAACACUCGUACGUUGGCGAUGCCUCUGAAGGAAGAGUUUGAAGACCUUUUCUCGGCAACAGGUAUUUCCGCGUCAAAGAAUCAGAAGUAUCUUGAACAAGUUGGCAAGUGUUUUGCCAAGGGGCAGUGGCCAAGGGUGUCAAAGCUGUGGAAAGAAGCUCCCAAAAUGUUCAACAAGAUCGUCAAAGAGCUCGAGAAAGUUCAAACUGAACAAGCAGAGACCAGGAAUGGUGACGAGCAACCGACAAAACGUCGAAAAACCCAGUCAAAGCUCCAGGCCCUGCUCGAUCUACGUCCAAGAUGGGAUAUGUUUGCCCGUAGUCUUGAGCAGUUUGAUGUACAGAUCUCUGGAGGCUCUGGAAGUUUUGCUUUCUCUUUCAUGGAGGGAAAUCUAGUCAAGGCCGUGCGGAACGGUGACUGGGUUCUUCUUGAUGAGAUAAAUCUCGCAUCGCCUGACACGCUUGAGAGUAUUGCCGAUCUCCUGACCGGACCUGACGAAAGACCAUCCAUUUUACUCUCCGAAACUGGCGAGAUUGAGAAAAUUGAAGCACAUCCAAACUUCCGCAUUUUCGGUGCGAUGAAUCCUGCGACCGAUGUUGGAAAACGCGACCUCCCAGUAGGCAUUCGCUCCAGAUUCACUGAAGUCUAUGUUUCGAGUCCCGACAAAGACCUCAAGGAUCUUCUCACAAUCAUCAAGACAUACCUGGGAAGUAGCAACAGCAAGAAUGAUCAAGCGGCAGAUGAUAUUGCCCGUCUAUAUAUCAACACCAAGCGACUGGCUGAGGAGAAACGAUUAGUCGAUGGCGCGAACGAAGUACCUCAUUUCAGUCUUCGAACCCUUACACGAGUUCUCAGCUAUGUGAACACUAUCUCUCCCUACUAUGGUGUUAGAAGGGCUUUGUAUGAGGGGUUCUCAAUGGGCUUCCUUACCCUCCUUGACCGAGAGUCUGAAAAGAUGCUUGUUCCCCUAAUAUCCCACCACCUUUUCGAGAAACAUGGAAACUCCCAGUCUUUACUUUCCCAGGCCCCGAAACACCCAAAUGACGGAAAGCAAUAUGUUCGUUUCAAGAACAAGAACAGAGACAGACAGUACUGGCUGUUCCAGGGCAGCGAAACCCCUAUUGAGCGGGAAGACUAUAUCAUUACCCCUUACGUUGAGCGCAACCUCCUGAACCUUGUCCGAGCCACUUCUACAAGACGUUUCCCCAUUCUGAUUCAAGGCCCUACUUCUGCCGGAAAGACGAGUAUGAUCGAAUACCUCGCAAACUUUACUGGUAACAAGUUCGUGCGAAUCAACAAUCACGAACACACCGAUCUUCAAGAAUACCUGGGCACCUACGUUUCGGGUUCUGAUGGCAAGCUCCGUUUCCAAGAAGGUAUUCUCGUUCAAGCAAUGCGUCAAGGCCACUGGAUCGUACUCGAUGAGCUGAAUUUAGCACCGACUGACGUCCUCGAGGCCCUGAAUCGUCUCCUGGACGACAACCGUGAACUUCUGAUCCCCGAAACACAAGAAAUUGUCAAACCUCACGAUAACUUCAUCUUGUUUGCUACUCAAAAUCCCCCUGGUCUUUACGGUGGAAGAAAGGUACUCUCAAGAGCGUUCCGUAAUCGAUUCUUGGAAUUACACUUUGAUGAUAUUCCGGAAGACGAGUUGGAGUUUAUCCUCCAGCAACGAAGCCGCAACACCUCUCCUCCGGAUUGCCGCAGAAUUGUCAAUGUCUAUAAGGAACUCUCCAGGCUUCGCCAAACCAGUCGAUUAUUCGAGCAGAAGGACAGUUUUGCGACACUUCGUGAUUUGUUCCGCUGGGCAUUGAGAGAGGCUGAUACCCGCGAGGAGAUUGCUGCUCAUGGUUUUAUGCUAUUGGCCGAAAGAGUCCGUAAUGAAGAGGAGCGUAUCGCAGUCAAGGAGGUCAUUGAAAAGGUCUUUAAAGUGAAGAUCAAUCCCCAAGACCUGUAUUCCGCUACAGUGGCCCCUGAACUGAAGGACUUCACCAGCAAACCCAAUGGGCAAGGCGUGGUAUGGACGCAUGCAAUGCGCCGACUCUAUGUUCUUGUCUCUCGGGCGUUGCGCAACAAUGAGCCCGUCCUUCUGGUUGGUGAGACAGGUUGCGGAAAGACAACAGUUGUUCAAUUGCUUGCGGAGGCAUUGAAGAAAGAACUUCAUAUCGUCAACGCUCACCAGAAUACUGAGACUGGUGAUUUGAUUGGUUCACAAAGACCUGUCCGUAAUCGUGGAGCUAUUGUUGAUGCUUUGGAUGUGGAUUUGAAGUGGGUUCUGCAAAGCCUCGGCUUGGAUGUCUCUGGCUCCGUAGACGAUCGCCUUGUUCGAUACAAAGCACUGGAUCUUUCAGUCACCAGCGAUAUUCCUCAGGAGGUUAAAGAACGUAUCGCCGCAAAUGAGACGCGAAGUAAGGCCCUAUUCGAAUGGGCUGACGGAAGCUUGGUUGAGGCCAUGCGAGAAGGCCAUUUCUUCCUUCUGGAUGAAAUUUCCUUGGCCGACGACUCAGUACUGGAGCGUCUGAACUCUGUACUCGAGCCCUCGAGGACACUUCUUUUGGCCGAGAAGGGCAUAGACAACUCUUUUGUUGUCGGAGCAGAUGGCUUCCAGUUCUUCGCUACUAUGAAUCCUGGUGGCGACUUCGGAAAGAAGGAACUGUCGCCCGCGUUGCGAAACCGAUUCACCGAGAUCUGGGUUCCAGCUUUGUCUCAGACCGAGGAUAUCUGUGAGAUUGUUAAAACAAAGCUUCAUGGCGACUCCAAGCAACUGGUUGAAGUUGUGGUCAAGUUCGCUGCUUGGUUUGGCGAUACCUUCAGAUCUAUGGCUUCAGCACCAUUCUCCGUCAGAGAAAUUCUCGUCUGGGUACAAUUUAUAAAUACCUUUCAGUCCGAUGAGCCUAUUGUUUCAUUGGUUCAUGGUGCCUCUACAAUCUUUAUUGAUAGCAUAGGUGCGAACCCUUCUGCUCUUCUAGCCACAGAUCCCAAGUCUCUGGGUCAACAGCGCCAGAAGUGCCUUGACAAGCUAACCGAACUCAUCGGCAAGGAUGUGUCUGGCGUUUACGAGACUCAUCCGGAGCUCUCCAUGGAUAGUAGUUCUCUGACAAUCGGGCACUUCAGCAUACCCCGUUCUUCCGCAGCCGUCGCUGAUCCUGGUUUCGCUUUCCAUGCACCCACCACUCGUCUGAACGCUAUGCGAGUCCUUCGUGCACUGCAAAUGCAGAAACCAAUUCUUCUCGAAGGCAGCCCUGGUGUAGGAAAGACGACUCUGGUUGCCGCUCUUUCUCAGGCAUGUGGGCAGCCAUUGACCAGAAUCAAUCUGUCUGACCAAACUGAUUUGAUGGAUUUGUUUGGUACAGACGUCCCAGUCGAAGGAGCAGAAGCUGGUAAUUUUGCUUGGAGAGACGCGCCGUUUCUGCAGGCUAUGCAGAAGGGCGAAUGGGUACUCUUGGAUGAAAUGAAUCUAGCAUCUCAGUCUGUCCUGGAAGGGCUGAACGCCUGUCUCGAUCAUCGAGGCGAAGUUUACAUCUCCGAGCUAGACCAAGUCUUCAAACGCCAUCCAGACUUCCGCCUAUUUGCAGCCCAAAACCCUCACCAUCAAGGCGGUGGUCGAAAGGGCUUGCCUGCCUCCUUCGUUAAUCGGUUUAUCGUUGUGUACGCUGACGUCUUCUCGGACGAUGAUCUGAACUUGAUCGCAGCACACAACCACCCCAAGAUCUCUCCAUCAGUGAUCAGCCAACUUAUCCAAUUUGUGUCUCAGCUGGAUCACAAGCUUGCAGUUGAGAAGUCAUUCGGAACUCAAGGGAGCCCUUGGGAAUUCAACCUACGCGAUGUGCUUCGCUGGUUAAAACUUCUAGACUCGUCUGAUCCGCUGCUCAAGAACGCCUACGCUGACGACUUCCUCGAUAUUAUUGUGCGACAGCGUUUCAGAACGGAGCGAGAUCGUAAGGAGGUCAACGACCUCUUUACUCUCAUCUCUGGGUCUUUGCCAAGACGACAUAGCUUGUAUCAUGAUAUUAACCCAUUAUUCGGACAAGUCGGUUUGGCAUUACUUGACAGACACCCUCAUUCACAGCCAGAACGACUACCCAAUAUUGAUAUUGUCCCUCGGCUGUCUGAGCUCGAGUCAAUCAUGAUUUGCGUCAAACAGAAUGUUCCCUGUAUCUUGAGCAGUCCGUCAGGCUAUGGUAAAACCGUUCUUCUGGAACAUGUUGCGGCUUUGGCCGGAAAGUCGCUUGUGGUGUUUCCAAUGAACGCUGACGUCGACACGAUGGAUCUUGUCGGUGGCUUCGAGCAGGCGGACCCUCUCCGGGAGGUCAACGCGGCACUCCGGGCCCUUCAGCGGGAUCUUCAGAAUACUGUCAUGUCGGCCGUGCCUGAUGAUAUUCCAAUCGAAGCCCUUCAUCUACUUCAUUUGCUCGAUGGAUUUACUGGCGACGUUGACUCCCUUCCCCGGAUCACCACCUCUGUAAAACACCUACUUGGCAGUGUACCUGCAGACUCUGAGGUGGCAAUUGCAUUAUCGAAGGCGCUUACCCCCCUCCAGCAUUCUUUAGUGCUAGAGAAUCCCCGUUUCGAAUGGUUGGAUGGUGUUAUCGUCAAUGCCCUACAGUUAGGUCAAUGGUUGGUUCUUGAUAACGCGAACAUGUGUAACGCCUCAGUACUGGAUCGAUUGAAUUCUCUCCUCGAACCGAAUGGAUUUUUGAGUAUCAAUGAGCAUUGCGGACCCGGUGGAGAGCCAAGAGUCGUACGCCCUCAUCCAGACUUCAGGAUCUUUUUGACGAUGGACCCACGCUACGGCGAACUCUCUCGCGCCAUGAGAAACCGCGCUGUUGAAAUUCACAUUCACACACCACCACCAUCCCUUGACCGAUCUUACCACCGCGUUGUGAGUGUAGAGAGUAGCCUUCAAAGAUACAACAUCUCCCACCAGAUUUCCGAUACUGUUCUUAACACUGGGGAAUCUGUUGAGGUCAUCGAGCGGGCUCUGGAGACACUCUCAAUUGCUGAUUUGCCUGUUCUGCCUCGGUUUACAGGCACUCUAUCUAACCAUGACACACACAGCAGAGCAUUAAGCUCUGCAGUGACCGAAUUGCUCAGCUUCCUGAACUCAAGUAAUGGGGCUGAUGGUGUCAAUAGGAUUUCUCAUCUAUAUAGCUCUUUGCCCAUUCCUGAGGGACUCAAACCUGCGCAACCAUUGCAUCCUCUCAACAACUUCCCCAUCUCCCAACUUUUAUCUGCACCAGACCAAGCACGAUGGCUUGGUGCAUGCUUGGAGUUUUAUCAUGAACUAUAUCGUCUGCAGAAUUCAAUUGAGGGCCAGCGAUGUCAGGCUCAGGUCAACAAGUUGACUGCUCUCAACCGACUCCAAAGAUCACUGAUAAGUGACCGCGUCGCCGCCGUGUCCAAGGAUGCCACCGUCAAGCUAGCUUCCUUCUUGCUUUUUGCAAUCAACACGGCAAAGGAAUGGCUCGGCUUCAAAUUUGAGUCCCUCGAAAAAUGGACGGAGCGAGUCCGCAUUUUAAGGGGCAUCGUGCGCUAUCUCAAGAGGACCGUGCAGCUUGGUAUUGAAUCCGACUUUGACGAAGCAAAGUUUCAAGCACACCUUGCUCAAGGUGCAAACUUCCUUCAGAAACAUUUGGAUACAUCGAUUGGGUCUCAAGAAACGGAAUUUGUCUCUCUGCUAAUCGAGCGACUGGGCAAAGACUUUACUGCUGGUUUCAAAUUAUCAACUGGUCUAAGCAUGGAGUUGCUUUGGCACAUUUUUAGACCCACUCCUUUGCCUACAAAGAUGAUUCUCGAUCGCACAAUAGAACUCGAGAAACUAGGCUCAAGAUUCGAUUCAUUGCGAUGGAAGGCUGGAGCAUCAAUUGCCGAUCUCACAAAAGCUAUGGCUACGCUGGAAAAGGCUUCUGGAAUUUUCCAUGAGGACGCUCCUAAUGUCGACAGCCUCCUACAGGACCUUGCUACUGAAAUAGAGUCUUUGGAGAGUCGGAUCGGGGUCGACGAGGUUGAACGUAAGCCUUUUAUGAUGGAAGAGUUUGAAGCACUCCGCCAGAUUUCAAUGCUCAAAUCUCUGCCCUCGGGUGACACAGAGCUUCAAGUGUUGUCCAAUAUACCUACACAGGCAGGGAUGAUGUUGGCCAGCUCUAAUCUCCAAGCCGCGCUUCUUCAAUCGGUGGAGAACUUGGUCUACCAGAACAAAUUCUCUUGGGAUGGCAAAUUUGUUUCUUGUCUCUGGGAUAAGCUGCAAAACCUAGGAUCUGUCAAUCUUGGCUCAUUGGCUCUUCUUGAAGCCGAGCUUCCAAUCGCUGGGCGACAGAUCAUGAGACUGAGUGCGGAUGUGGUGGCAAACCCCCUGAAACGGCUCAACAAUGUUCUGUCUCAGCUUGUCCUCGAAGUAUUCAGUGCCCAUGAUCAGAGUCUCAAGGAUGCUGUUAUUGAGGCCGCCCAGCUGGCUUCCCAAGACCUUGCCCGCAGCUCUCGUGCUUUCGAUGAUCUGGCAGCCCGGAUCGAGACAAACCACUUCCGCGAAAUUGCAGUCGAGCAUCUUAUCCCGGCUCUUAAGGCUCUUACAACUCUACGAUACGAUAUUCAACAAGAGGCCCAACUCUCAGCCUUUGCAUGGAUUCAUUUCAGCAUCGGAACCGUCAAGCUGUACGUUCCGGAUCGCGUUUUUGAUCCGCAAAGUCGACCCAAGAUGGAGCGCGAAUUCCUUCAAGAGAUGCAUACUGCCGUCGAUGUGGAAGCCGACUCGCUGAGGGCAUUCGAGAAGCAUUUCACUGGACAAGACACGAAUGAACGCAUUCGAUUGCUCGAAGCAGAGUCUGCGGCCUUGGGCCCCCUUCCUGAAGAGGUCCGCCCUAUCUACAGACCAGAUCAAUCAGAGCUGAACCGCAUCCACGCUGAAUUCUCAAACGUUCUAAAAACAGUCACAGGUCCUACAUUGUCCGCGGCACUUCAAAUUCUCGACAAGGAUCCGGCCCGAGCAACCGAGGAGUUGCAGCUUGUCAAGGAAAAUGUCCUCAGACUCUUGGAUCGACUUUCUGCUCGUUUUGAGGCAUAUCAAGACAUGACUCGGCCUACGUCAAACCUGCUUCGUUGUCUCAUGAUAGGGCUCUCCCUUUGUGACGCUGCUUCAGCCCGUAGCUUGGCACCUGCUUCUUACCAGCUUCUCGAAGUUACUCCUUUCCUUGGUGGUAGCAUGUGGAAUCAACUGGAUGGACAAUUUUCGUCCAGAACAUUUGAGUUUCUCAACUACAUGUCAGUGGUUGCAAGCAUUGAAGGCAUCGGCAAUAUUGAACAACAAGCCCGCGAGAUGGUGUUCAGGAGUUUCCACAAUCUGUUUGACGAAUGGACUAAGCGACUUGAAGCAGACCGCAAAGAACAAACCGCCAAGGGGAGCCUGUAUCGCUUUCGAGGUUCUCUGGAAGAUGAGGAGCAAGUUGAUGCUCAGGAGUUCAAUGAAUUGUUUCCGACUUUCGACGAAGACGAAGCCGCAAAUGUCCCACCCAACAAGAAGCCGGAUGAAGUCCGGGAUCAGUCGCUUCGAGUGGCUGAAAUUCACAAGAGCCUCUUCCUCAACCCGCCGCAAUUUGCUACGGCUUUGAAGGAUGCCUAUAAAUCUGUGGGAGACAGGAUUACCUCAGAGACCAUCGACCACAAGAACAUUGAUCGUAGUCUGACAAGUAAGAUGUUGGCCGGAACCAUGUUCUACCUGAAUGACAAGCUUGAUUCUCUUGUAUCACCCACCGUGGACAAAUCUUACAACUUCUACACAGAUGCCAACGUUCCUGAAGCCCGCCAGCUCGUUGUGCUCAUACACAAAAUAAAGUCUCGGUUCCGGGAGCUGCAAAUGGUCGACGAAAUCGGACAUAUGCAGCCCUUGGCUGAUGUCAUUCAUGCUUGCGAACAGGUCCUCGAACUUGUUCAUACGGAACCUUUGGCCAAGAUUCUUCCCAAGGUUGAAUACCUCCACAGCCACGUAUACGAAUGGCAAUUCGGCGGCUGGGCUAGUAAAAUAUAUGGUGUUCUCACUCUUCAUAACCUGCUUACGGAUACGGUCAUCCGCUGGCGACGAUUGGAACUCUCGACUUGGGCCAAUCUCUUUGAUAUGGAACAGAAGAAGUGUCAAGAUGAUGCUUACUCUUGGUGGUUCGUUGCUUAUCAAGUUGUUAUCGCUGUGCCUCUGUCUUUGGUCGAGGUUACCGACGAAUUGGAGGAAUAUGCUUCUUCUCUCAUCUCAAGUCUGGAGAUGUACUUCUCGACAGCAAUAGUUGGUCAGUAUGGAGCUCGUCUGGCACUGCUGCGUCAACUUCACAGCCAUCUCCAGCUAUUGACCGAAGACUACCCAGUACUUCAACUUAUUUUGCAUGCGCUGUCCAACUUCAUCCAGUACUAUUCCCGCUACGAGAAGAUUAUGGAUGAAACUAUCUGCAAAGGACGCCUUCCCAUUGAGAAGAAGAUGAAGGACGUACUGCUAAUGGCAAGCUGGAAAGACACAAAUAUCAAUGCACUCCGGGAAAGUGCUCGCAAGUCUCACCAGAAACUUUUCCGAAUCAUCAGAAAGUUCCGCGGUGUCCUUGGUCAGGAAGCAAAACAAAUUAUUGAACAAGGUUUACCUGAUCAAGACGUCCACCACGCAAAUUGUGUAGGAGAUAAAUCUCCUAUUAUGAGUGUUUCUGCGGACGUGUUUUCUAAGCUUAACAACGCUCUGCCAGGGUGGACCGAUGGCCACAAGCGCCUUGCCAACGUCUCUAAAACUGUUUCGGUCAUGCGAAAGAUCUCAGACAAUCCAGAGAUGACAAGCCAGGUACCUCAAAUUGUUGAUGACUACGUCUCUAGUCUGAGCGACUCAAUGGCGGAGCUUCGCAAAGAGACACCGCCGUUUUUGACUGAUGAGAACAAGGACCAAGUCAAACAUUUGAAGACAAGAAAAAGGAAACUGUUUGCAGAUACCUUGCGCGAUCUCCGGCAAAUGGGGUUCAAGCACAACCUAGGACAAGACAAGCUUGCGGAGCAGGCAUCACUUUCAGUUGUGCUGUCGUCAAUACAGCCCGUGAAACUUCCUUCCGACAAUUCUACCGAAGCCAUGGACUAUUACUUGCACAAGAUUCUUGAUCUAAUCCCCAAGGUCAGGGCUGCUUCUCGAGACCAUUCUGAGGAUCUUACCAGUGCCGAGGUUGCGCGAAGUGCUGGAUUUGUUGAAGGAAUGCUCAACCUUUUACUGACUCAGAGACAUUCGAUCACAUCUGGUGCCUCCUCCUUAUCACUUCUCGAACAAUCCAUAAAACAAUUCAGCCACCUUGGGCUUUCUCAAGAGCAUGGACUUCUCAUUCGUAAGACAGCAAUCUCUGACUGGAAACGUCUUAACUCUUGGCUUGUUCAGAUUCUUCAGCAUGCCAUUCAUUUGGUUGAAAUCCAUGAGAAGCUGGGUGGGAUGAAGCACACGGCGGCGAUAGAGCAGCUGAAGUCGUGGCAUGGACGACUCGCGUCUCUUCAUUCUCUAUAUCCUGGGAUCAGUCAGCUUCCAGACGGUGUGUCUUCCGAAGCAGCUGCUCGUGCUGAGGCGAAUUUCUCGAGUGAACUGGCUAGUUUCCGCGACGACCUCGAAGAGCUGAAUGCGGAACAGCCGGAACUCUCCUUCAUUCUUGUCCAAAUUGUUGGCUGGACCAAGAUUACAAGAGAAGCCACACCUAGCCUUACAUCUGACAUGGAAAUCACCACUUUUGCAAAUGCUGUCUCGACACUUUGCGACAAAAUCCUGGUCGCAAUUGAGAGCGUGAAGAAAGCCGCAAAGGGAACUGAUUAUAGAGAGGACGAACCUGCUUGGCUCACCGGUCACGUCAACGGCUUCGUAAAUCUCUUUACAAAACUCCGUACUGCCGAGAUCGAAAGGAGUGUGGCCAGCUGUAUCAAGAUGUUGAAGCAGAUUCAUCUCGAAGAACCGAAUCUCAGCCAAGCGGCCAUGAGUCUCAUGACGAUCGCAUGUCCUGUCCUGAAUGAGUAUGUUGAUCUCGCUCAGCAGACCUUGAUGCAAGUUGUCGACAUCCACAGCGCCAUAGCACAUAUGUCCUAUAACAUGACCAAGACGUUCACACAAAUUUCGUCUCAAGGGUUCUGUACACCACAAGAAAAGUCUGAUGAAACUUCUGGCGAAUCUGGUAAAGUGGAGUCAGGAACUGGUCUUGGUGACGGUGAAGGGGCCGAAGACAUCAGCAAGGACAUUCAGCCCGAUGAGGACUUGUCCGAGCUUGCCCAAGAAGCCAGCAAGGAGGAGAAUGGCGAAAUGGAAGAUGAAAAGGACGCGGUGGAUAUGGCUGAUGAAGAGCUUGAAGGUGACAUGGGCAGUGUCGAUGGGGCCGACGAUGAUGAUGAGGGGUCGAAGAAUGGAGAGGAGGAGGAGGAGGAGAACGAUAUGGAUGAAGAAGCUGGAGAGGUCGAUGACCUAGAUCCCACUGCCGUUGAUGAGAAGAUGUGGGAUGGAGAGGACGAAGAAAAGGCCGAUAAAGACCAGCAGGGUGAAAAGGCCAAAGGCCAGAAGAAGGACGACGAGCAAAUGGCAGCAGAUGAAGAUGCGAAGAAACAAGAGGGCGAGGAGCAGCCAGAUGUUGACGACUCUGGUGAACAAGACGCAGAGGAAGAGGACGCUGGCGCCGAAGAAGAAGACGUCAAAACCCAGGAGGAAAUGAAUAAGCAAGAUCAAACCGCCCAAGAGAAUGAUACACUGGCGCUUCCUGAGGAUAUGGAGUUGGAUCUCGAUGACGAUCAUGAGUCGGCGUCAGAUAGCGAUGACUUGGAUGGUCUUUCGGAUAUCGAAGAAGAGAAGAAGGAGGGAGAGGAUCAGGAGAUGAGUAAAGAAGAGGAAGAUGGAUCAGAUGACGCUGCGGCCCAAGCCCAGCUUCAAGAAGAGACCGGAGAAGAGACCGAAAUACGGGAAGACGAAGACAUGCCAGAAGAAAAGGCCGGUGGCAGGGAUGAAGUCGACGAGGAGGCCAAACCUGAGGAAGACGAAGAGGACAAGGAUCAGGAAGAUGCUACAGAUCAGAAUCAAUCGCCUCAAGAUAACGCUACCGCUGAUACCGACAACGCUGCACCAAGCGAUGUCAAGAGUUCUGGCCAGGAUCAGAAUGCUGACUCGAUGGAUGUCGACGAUAACUUCCAAAGCAACGCUGCCCAGCAGGAGGAUGGAGAGAUGGGAGAGGGAGCUGCGGAUCAGGACACAAGCGCAGGGAACAAGGGGUCAACCUCGCAAUCAAAGGAGAUUAUGGAUAGGGCCGAACAGGAACAGGAAAGGGCGGAUUCGGCACGCAGUGAUCCUUUCAAGAAGCUCGGCGAUGCCCUUGAACGCUGGCAUCGACAACAGGAAGACAUCAAGGACGCUGAGUCUUCAGACACUAAUGAACAAAACGCACCACAAGACCCGAGCGCCGAUCAGGGCCGUAAGGAAUUCCAGCAUUUACAGGACGAUGAGACUGCUACAGACACCCAGGCCAUGGGAACUGCUGAUGAUGAGCAAGUACAGCCCAUCGACGAGUCCAUGGCUAUCGAUGAGGAGAGGCAAGAUCCUACAAGCCGCCUUAUGGACGAUGAUAAAGUAGAGACCGAGCAGGAUCCCGAUAAGAUGGACAUAGCUGAUUCAGGAGAGGCGCCGGAUGCCAGUAAGCAAAAUGCAGAUAAUGACCAGGACGAAACGCGCUCGGGGGUCAAGACACGCCAAGGCAACUAUGACCGUGAGCUCAGUCCUUCGGAUCAGGAGGCGCAAUUGGAUGAACAAGAAGAUGAGGCCGAGAUUCAGGAGACAUCGACUCAGCUCUCUUCAACUCACAUCUCGGAUGAAGAACGGCCACUACGAGAUCUCGGCGAGUCGAUGCAACAGUGGGCUGAAUUCCAGACCAAAACACAUUCACUCUCUUUGGCUUUGACAUCCCAACUCCGGCUUAUCCUUACCCCUUCACAAUCGACCAAACUCUCGGGAGCUUUCCGUACCGGAAAACGACUCAACAUCAAACGCAUAAUCCCUUACAUUGCAUCGAGCUACAAGCGGGAUAAGAUCUGGAUGCGACGCAGCAUCCCGACCAAACGUACCUACCAGAUACUGCUUUGUGUGGAUGAUAGUAAGAGUAUGGGCGAAACAUCAUCAGGCACUCUUGCCAUGGAGUCUCUCGUCAUGGUAUCACGAUCUCUUACCAUGCUGGAAGCUGGCCAGGUUGGCGUCAUGGGCUUUGGAAGUGAUGUUUUCACAGCCCAUGGCUUAACAGAGCCCUUUGCUGCAGAUGCUGGAGCUAAGGUGUUGCAGAAGUUCAACUUUUCUCAAGAUCGUACCGAUAUUGCACUUCUCAUCCAACGGACCAUCGAAACGUUCAGACUUGCACGACAAAAGGGCAGCGGCAAUUCAGAUCUCUGGCAAUUGGCACUGAUUCUCUCUGACGGCCUUACGCCUUCAUCAGCCCACGAGGGCAUCCGACGAAUGCUGCGGGAGGCGAUGGAGGAGCGCAUCAUGAUUGUGUUUAUCAUCAUGGAUGAUACGGGCAAGAAGAAGGGCGACAGCGUACUUGAGCUGAAGGAGGCCAAGUUUGUUCGGGAAGGCGGAGAAAGCAAGGUCGUCAUCGAAAGAUAUCUGGACACGUUCCCAUUCCAGUACUACCUAAUCGUCCAUCAUCUUGAAGAGUUGCCAAGCGCCCUGGCUGGUCUCUUACGAACCUGGUUCGCUGAAGUCAACGCCUAG